GUACGAUUUGAUACAAAAAACGAGGCUACACUUCAAAUUUAUCUUCAUUAGUCUGGAUUAUAAAAUUCCGCGGUAUUUACUGAGAAAAAAAUGGCAUAAAUAUUCUGGGGAUUAAGACACUAAUCCGAGAUUAGAUAGGUAGGAGCUUUACUCAGUGUUUCUUAUUAUAAAUAGCCGUAAUAAAACGAUCCGUCUCGCAAUCGACAAGCAAACAGAAGCCUUCGAUAAGAUACUACAUUCCUUUUGCCACGAUGAAUGCACAUCUGCUAAUUUCGCUAGUGAUGGUGAUAAUUGUUGCUGCAGCACCUACCAAGAAGGAGUCGGCGUUCGUUGCAAAGAUACUGCAAAAUGUGCCUAUGGACGACAGAAGGAGAUUUAUCAAGGAGCAACUAUUUGCAGGUUAUCUGAAGACUGAGUCGUUGGACUACAGACUGGAAGACGACGACACGAUACUGUUGUACAGGAUAUUCAUCAAGAAUUCUAAAGAAAUUCAUCCCCAAAUCGGUCCGCUUCAGACAGAGAUCUGCCUUCCCAACGGACAUUGUUUCGAUCCUUCUGAUAGUAGUAUUUAUCCUUAGAUUCCCAAAAAUGUGAUAUUACUUUAACCUCAUUUUGUUCUUUUUUAUAAUAUUGCUUGUUGUGGUGUGAUACUGUCAGUGUUUCAUAGAAAUAUAAAAUAAAACACUUUUA
Acanthoscelides obtectus is the source of this 690-nucleotide messenger RNA. NCBI's taxonomy places the organism in Eukaryota, Metazoa, Arthropoda, Insecta, Coleoptera, Chrysomelidae. The record is from the annotation of a GenBank genome assembly.